AGACAAGACUUCGAUUUUAAAUGAGAGACGGUAGUUCCUUCUCCCAGAAACCCACAACUGACCCCAGCUGUGAGGUCGGGGCUCUGGGUGACACGAGACACCUUUCCAGCUAACUUAGUCAAUAGAUUUUGAGCUCCAACUGCCUCUCAUCGACAGCUGUUUCAUGGGAACCCAGGAGGGAGAGAGAGAUUGGGUAGAUGUGGCAAAUGAUCUACUCAGCAAGUUUCCCAUAAAGCUACGGCUGAGGAAACUGACGGACUGUGACACAAAUGUCUUCAUUGCUCUGUAUGAAAACAUCUUGGGGGAGAAAGUCCCAGAUUACAUUACAGUGCCAUGCAGUCAAGAGGAUAACGUCCAUAACGUUCAGUCUGUGAUUGAUUCACUCUCCCUGGAUUACCUUCAGAUCAGUCUCUCACACAUUACAGGAGAAAAUGUCGUCAGUGGCGACAAAGAGUCUAUCUCGAACCUCCUGGAAAUCUUCGAUGGCCUCCUGGAAUAUCUCAAGGAGGAGAUAAGCGAGGAGUCACAGAACGGUGAAGAACUUAAUGACAGUGUCAAUGUGGAUGUGCCUGAUGAAACCAAGGAGUCCACCAGCUGCAAUGCCACACAGCAGAAGGAGACCAAACUGGAUGGACAAUCGUUGUUAUCCAGUGGAGAGUCCGCUGUCCAUUCCAGUAAAGAUUCCCUCCAUACCUGGAAUGCUGAGGAGAUGGGAUCAGCGAGUGAGCUCAUUGGGCUGGGAGUCUCAGCACGCACAUUCACAGGCAAACUAGAAGGGCUGGCCGUCCCUCCCCAAACCUCGGAUGCAGUCACCACCUCUGGUCCUCUGGCCUCCCAGGAUGCACCGCUGGCUGAACCGCUGCCCUUAGCCGUCGCUCUGCAGCCUCCCUCUCAGAGCAACGGGCCCACAGACCCAACAGCUGCUGGCUUCAGCCAAAGGCCGGCAGAGGAGGGAGCCGCUCUUGUCACUACAGAGACCUCUAAACCGCCAGCUGAGGCAGUUGUUACCAACGGACUACAGUCUCCUCCUCCCCAGUCUCCAGGUGCGAGGGAGAAGUCUUUGUCCAGUCAGCAGAGAGCCGGGACAGAAUCAGUGGGGGAGACACUAGCGCCGACCAAUGCCAGGAGGGUUUUAUUCCGCACCAAGCCGGAUGUGCUCUUCCUCAACCUGCAGGAUGAGAGGACAGUCACAACCCAUUCUCCGCCAGACACUGAGGAGGAAGAGCAAGAUGAGGAGUUUCUAGGUUAUAAACUAAAACAACCGGACAGCAGGAUAGAUCACAGAGAUGGGACAGGCCUCAGUAGCAGGUUGGAGGAGCCUCUGUUGUAUCGCAGACAGAGGAACAAGCAAGCAGAAGAGGAGCUGCAUCACAUAUCUGAAAACCUUUCCUAUAGACUUGAGGAACUCGAUCAGAUGCUCAAACGAGUUCUGGGGGAAAGUGGAGAGUCCAGCGAAGUCCGAGAAGAGGACAAGCAGUCCCACCACAGCGACAGCAUCAUGGAGUGCGGCAGGACUCCCAGACAACACGCAGUUUUAGGAACAACUGAGGGUGAACCCACCCACCGGACACGCUCUUUAUCCCCCUCCCCUCCACGGGUCCGUCGCUCCCUGCACGGACAGUUAGAAGAUGCCAUGGCAGAGGCCUUGAGUCUAGAUGAUGGGAGACAAACCAACCUUGCAGCUUCUGAUCUUUCAAAGCGAGGAGAGCUACACCACAGACCGUCUCACAGAAAACAUAGCAAGUAUGUGGAGAAUGAGGCCUUUGAGGAAGAGUUGAAAAGAUAUGAAGACAAAGAACGGGCAGAUCUAGAGCAGGCACGCCUCAAAGCUCAACAAGCCGAGCGACAGUAUAGAGAGGCCAUACUGGAGGAUGUUUCCGACGCCCCCAGACUGUCUCCAGCAAGAACGAAGGCCCAGCGUAGUUCACAACGCAACAUACAAACCACACCAGGACGGAGAUGGCAGGAGGCCCCCAGGAAAGCUCCUUCAAUGAAGGUGAAGGAGAAUGAACUCCUUCCUGUGCUCCUUGAGGAGUUGCCCCACCUUCACAUCUCCCCCCACGCCCUGGGUCGGAUGUGGGAGCAGCAGAUGCAGCAGGUGGACAGACUCCAUGCCCUGACAUCCCCUCAUAGCCAGCGUCGCAGCAAACUCUCAAGCCAGGUGGAAGAAGCCCAGAGGAAACAUGACCUGCUGGUGGAGAUCAUCCGUAAAGAUAAGGACCACAACAGGCGUCUGAGGGAUUUUAAAGAGCGCAUCCAACAGCAGAAGUCGACCCAGAACAGACUGAGGGAACAGCGGCAGCAGAUGGCACGCGCCAAGAAGUACCACAGCGACUACCACGUCCAGCACCGGGCCCGUCUGAUGAGGGCACGCACCCAGGAGGAGAAGGUGUUUCGUCAGUUGUUUGAGGAGGGGUUGGAGCUCCAGAAAGUCCAGUUGAGGGAGCAGAAAGCCUACGCUAAGGAGCAGCGGCUGGAACAUCAGAGACGACACCAGGACCAGAUCAAGUCCAUGGAGAACUACUACAAAGACCAAUUUUCACUACUUGCUGAAAAACUUUCCCAAGAGCGGCAGGACAUCCAGGUUCGGAAAAAAGCUCAAGAAAAGGCUCUGCUGAAGAUGAAGCGAGAGCUGCGUUCCAGGAUGGAGCGGGAAAUCGGUGAAUUGCAGGAGAUCAUCAUCCAGAACGACGAGGACGACCAUUUCCAGGAUCUGGAGGUCCAGGCGCUGCGCAGUCGGGUCCAGAUGGCGUCCUUCCAGCACAACACCAGCUACCUGCACUGACCAGGAGGCGGCGCGCGGGGCUGUUUUAAGCUCCGCUCGAUCGCGGCUGGAUCCACGUCAUAGGAACAUGCUGCAAAAGACUUUGUUUCUGCUUUUCACCACCAAGGGUACGACGUUCUAGCUGAACAAUGGUCUCCUCGGCAUCUUCACUCAGAGAUUUGCACAAAAUAGGAAAUUAAGAACUUAUACAAGUCCUGGUGGUUAUGAAUUAACUGAACACACUCUACAAAAUGUAGCUAUUGGCUAAUUUAGCUAACUUGUUCACCUCAGCUGCUAUACGUGAACUUAACGACAUCUUGGACUUCUUCCACGGGUUUUAGUACUUGAUAACUAAGACUGUUUUGAAUUGGCUCCCUCACUGUGCAGCCUUUGUGCUGAUAUUGUAGCAAACAACUAGUAAACAUGUUCUUCCUCUUGCCAAACGGGGACCACCGAUGCAAAGUUAACAAGCAUGAAUGUCCCACUGACGUAUUUUUAACUUCCAUGUCCCCUCUCACAUGGGCGACGUCUUCCUUUUGUGAUUGAACCAUGCCAGUGGAUUAUUUAUUUUUAAGAUUUAAUGUUGUUUGGUUUUUAAUUAACCUGGUGUUGUGCUGUCCGAUCACCAGGGGCGAUGAUAAUCAAGUCUUUCAUGACUUCUCCUUCUCCUCAGAUUCAUUGAUUGUUUUUACUGUCAGAACUAAUCCUAUAGUUGUUGUUUUUAACCAAUGCAAAGGGUAGCGCUGUUAAAACACUGUCCACUAAUAUUGUAUCUAAUGAGCACACAAAUGCCCCUUCAUCAUCAUCCAUUAAAUGUGUGGAAUUGUAAACUC
Molecule: messenger RNA, 3597 nt
Organism: Cyclopterus lumpus (lumpfish)
Lineage: Eukaryota; Metazoa; Chordata; Actinopteri; Perciformes; Cyclopteridae
Product: centrosomal protein of 95 kDa-like
Exons: 21
Coding region: 164-2785 (873 amino acids)
Cellular component (GO): centrosome; spindle pole
Source: RefSeq, a predicted model, not a curated record